AUGUCUAUUCCACCCUUACCUUUCAAGGUUAAGACCAAUAUCUCAUGGGCUGGUGAAGAGGAUGGAGACUUAGGUUUCAUCGAAAAUGAAAUUGUUGAAGUGUACUCAGUCGUCGAUGACAGUUGGUGGAAUGGGAAAUUGAGAAGAAACGGUGCAGAAGGUAUAUUUCCUAAAGCUUACGUGGAGAUCAUCGAGGAAAAACUGGGACAUAAUUCGUCUUCUACAUCUCUUGUUAAUACACCUACGAAACAACAUACUCCAGUGAAGCAGAGAACACCAGUUCAUGAUCAUGAUUACGACGCAAGGUACAGAUCAAGCAAAUAUAACACUCCUGUUAAAACCAAUCAUUCUGCAAGGUAUCUGCCAAGCAGAUCUCAAUGUGUUACCAAAGCAGACAUGUCGUAUGACUAUGACGACGAAACUAACUAUCGUUAUAACAAUAGUUACGAUACGAUUGAGUUUGGUAAUGGAACCCCAAGGAGUAGUAAUCCUAGAAAAAGCAGAUCGUCUUCGAAAUUGAUGUCGUAUACAAAUCACCCAAAGAAUAAACACAUGCAUUCUAGUCACUCUCAAGAAGAUUUAGUUUUGCAGAGAGAAAAAGAAAUAGAAAAGUUCAAAAUAUUGCAGCAACAACAACAUUAUCAUAUAAAGAAAAUUCAACAAUUGGAACUGCAAGACAACUAUAGGAACUCAAUUGCAAUCUCUCCAGAGGUUUAUCACACGUCACCAACAUCGAAGCCUAGAGUCAAGCAAUUCAAACCCAGACCGCAAUCGCAAGUUUUCCAAACUCCUGUUCCUGGUAUUCCUCGUGGUAACUACUCUAGUCUGGCGUUGCCAAAUAAAGUAAGUCCGCAGCAUGAUAGCUUUACGUCUCCGAAAAAUAGUAAGAAUAAUCUUCAAUUAUUCAAUAAUCAUACAAUUGAAAGUUUUUCGCCAGAGGUGUCUCCAAAGCCGCAAAAAUAUGUUCAAAGUAAGCAUGUUGAAGAUUACUAUGAAACACCUCAAAAGGCUCAAAUUCCGGUUGAAGACGAUUACGAUGAAAUCGCAUAUAAGAGACAACAGUUGGAAUUAGAAUUACAACAAAUAAAGGAUUUGGAAAGGGCUAAACAGCAGCAGAAGAAGAAAAUUCCUUAUUCAGGUAUGAAAUCUUCUCCGAAUCGCUCAAAAGCAAUACAAGGAGACGGGCUUAAUAACGAUUCGAUGGCUUCUAGCUAUAUUAGCGAAGAUUUGUUAUCAUCAAAGAAAAAUUAUCAAUCUAAGGAUGACUUAAGUAGAAAACUAACAAAUUUUAAUACUGAUGAAUGUUUGGCAGAUGAAUAUGACGAUGACGAUGACGAUGACGAUGACGAUGAAGAAUACGGAUCUCCACCGCCUCCACCUCCUCCCAAAUAUGUUAAAGCAAGAAAACCAGUUCAAGAAUCUUACCAUAUUCCUCAACCGAAUGGUGAAAGAGAUAUGCAACAAAGUCAGCUGAGAGAUAAUUAUGUCAGAAAUGUUCCUUACGAUGCAGAUGAUUUUAAGUUUUCUGGAAACAGCCAAAACAGAAUUCACUUAAACGACGAGGAUAUGCUCAGGUUAUCGCAAUUGCAGCAUGAAGAGUUAAAAAACUCGACCAAAUCUUUACAAAGUGAUGUAUUGAACUUAUCCGAAUUAAGUGCUACCAGUGCUGGGUCUUUUAUUAGACAUAAAUACGAUAAAGAAUUGAGAUAUCAACAAGAGUUGAAAAUGAAGAAUUUAUCUAUCAAUGAUAAUAACGAAGAAAAUAAUGUCGAGCUUAAUGGAGAAUUGAAAGAUAUAAAUAACAAACAACUAAUGGACUCUAUUUUUCAAGAUAAAAAGUCAAGGCAUCCAAACAUUUUCAAAAAAUUCUUACAAAAGCGAAAGGAAGACGAGACCUUGAAUCCUAUUGAACAGAAGUUUCAAAAUGAAGAAUCGAUUGAUUGGGCAACUUUGAAAAUGGAUUUGAAUAGAAUGAAUUCGUUGACUUCUCAGGAUAAGCAAUCAAGAACUAGAAGAAUCGUCAGAGAAGAAGGAUCUUUAAUCGUUAAACCACUAGAUUAUAUUUCUGAAAUUAAUACAAACGAAACAAUCGGUGACCUUGAUGCUCCAUCCAGCUUCGACGUUUCUGAUAUUCCCUUUAAAAAGAUUGAGUCCUUUAUAGAAAAAUAUGAAAUGUCAACCGACCUCAACGAAUUAAUAUCUGAUAUUAGUGUUAAAUUCAAUUCAUCGAAGCUCAAUCAAGUUAGGUGCUUAUUACUUCACUUAUGUAAAUUUCAUAUUAUUGAAGAGGCUGGUAAAAUUCUGCAAAUUAAACCCAAGUUAAACGAAAUCUUGUACAAAGGUGAAGCUUCAAUUUACCAAUUAAACUACUUAUUCAAAAAGCUUCUUGAUGCUUUACGAAUCCCAUCUGAAAUUGUGUUAGGUUUUUGGAAAAAGCCUAAUGAAUUUUAUCAUAAUGAACAAUACGUCGUUAAUCAUUGUUGGUUAUCAAUUUUGAUUGAUAAUCAAUUUCAUAUCAUAGAUAUUUAUUGUUUCCAAAAUGGGUCCGUCUGUAAUAUUCGUGACCAUGGAAAUGGGUAUAACGAGUACUACUUUAUGACUGAACCAUUAAACCUAGUAUCGACCCACAUACCUUCUAUUAUUGAUUUGCAACAUGUGGUACCUCCGAUUGACCAAAGUAUUGCAUUUUACUUGCCAAGGAAUUAUUCCGGUUUUUACAAGAAUAGAUUAAGUUAUAGGAACUUUAAUAAUGCUUUGACAAGACUAAAGGAUUUAGAAUUCUUUGAGUUAGAGUUAGAAAUUCCAUCUGAUAUUGAACUUUUCACCUUGGUUAAGACUGCAAAAGUUACAACCAACGAGUUAAGUUUAUGUCAGAUAUUCUGGUCUAAUAAUAAGAGAAUUGCUAAAAUCAAGGCAAUUCUUCCAGAAAAAGAAUCAAUCGGUGUGUUGCAAAUAUUCGCUGGCACAAAAGGUUUGCAAAAGCAUUUUGAUAAUGUCCAUGAAUUGGCCAUUGUUAUUCCAUUAUAUCACACAGGCAUUUAUAAGUCAUGCAAAUUUGUGCCAAGAUAUCCUACUGUUCAGAGCCAGAAUAACGAUCUAUAUAUUAAACAACCUCAAACAAGCAAAAUUGUUGUUAAGAAUGCGUAUAAUUUCGAAAUUUGGCAAUAUCCAUCAACAGGAAUUAAUACUCUUAGUGGCUUGGUAAACCAAGAUUUUAAGAUUGUAAUUGAGUCUCCUUCUGGCAAAUACUUUAAGUUAACCAAAUCUGAUCCUACCAAACCAUUUGGAGCUUAUGAAAGCAAUAUCAAAUGUCAAGAAGUUGGUCUAUACAGGGGUCUAGUUAUAGGUGAUAGUGGGAACAGCUGGUAUGUCUUUGCCCAAUGGGAUUGUGUGAUGGGCACUGUAACUAAUUGA
Molecule: messenger RNA, 3414 nt
Organism: Debaryomyces tyrocola
Lineage: Eukaryota; Fungi; Ascomycota; Pichiomycetes; Serinales; Debaryomycetaceae
Source: the annotation of a GenBank genome assembly